AUGCCCUCCACCACCACCACCUCCUCCUCCCGCAUAGCAACAACCCUGCUCGCCAUCCUCCUCGUCAGCCAAAUCAUCCUCCUCGCAGCUGCCGACCCCGUUCCCGCAGCCGCGCCUGAGCCUGCACCCGAACCGAAGAAAGGCGGCGGCAGCGGCGGCGGUGCCGGUGGCACCAAUGGCAGCCGCAACAACGGUGGUGCGGCGAUGGACAUGGCGGGGGUGACGAUGAUGACGGUGAUGAUGACGGUUGGGACGAGCGUCUUUGCGGGUCUGGGGUCGUGUUUUUUUUGA
Diplodia corticola is the source of this 291-nucleotide messenger RNA. RefSeq lists its product as uncharacterized. The transcript has a single exon. The record is from RefSeq and is a predicted model, not a curated record. Bases 1 to 291 code for a protein of 96 amino acids. NCBI's taxonomy places the organism in Eukaryota, Fungi, Ascomycota, Dothideomycetes, Botryosphaeriales, Botryosphaeriaceae.